Triplophysa dalaica is the source of this 3242-nucleotide messenger RNA. Its product is annotated as guanine nucleotide-binding protein G(olf) subunit alpha-like. NCBI's taxonomy places the organism in Eukaryota, Metazoa, Chordata, Actinopteri, Cypriniformes, Nemacheilidae. Gene Ontology annotation, molecular function: GTP binding; GTPase activity; G protein-coupled receptor binding. The record is from RefSeq and is a predicted model, not a curated record. Gene Ontology annotation, cellular component: heterotrimeric G-protein complex. Gene Ontology annotation, biological process: adenylate cyclase-modulating G protein-coupled receptor signaling pathway. The transcript has 12 exons. The coding region runs from base 224 to 1678 and encodes 484 amino acids.
AGCAGAUGUCAGGUGAUCCACCGACUACUGCGCGUAGGUUGGACUGUUAGAAAGACACAAAAUGACAUUUUGUAAAUACAGGAGCAUCAUUAUUGGAUUACGCACGGUCGAAAAAUGCACCGCGUUAUGUCAACUCGUGUGAUGAUGCGCUAAAUCACUGGGGGAUCGAGGCGUCUAUUCUCUAUUUAUGAUCAAAGAUCAACCGUGAGCGCCUGGCCACAUCAUGGGGCUUUGUUACAGCCUGCGCCCCCGUAUAUUUGGGGAUCUAAGUGGAUCCAUUUCCAACGCCAACUCGGAGUCAGAUCACCAGCCUCCCGAUCCAGGGACGUUAAUGAUGCCGUCCUGCGUGCGGGGAUCCCGGCGGGACGAGGACUCUGGGGGGAACAACGGGAAGACAUCCUCCACCUCUCCAUUACGCACCGGGGACGCCGGCGAGCUGCGCCGUGGAGACGCGGACCGAGCGCUCAUCCAGAACGGAGGAGGAGGUGGAGGAAAGAAGCGACUGCAGCUGCUUCAGACUCCAAACAGCGCCCAGAAACAGAAGAACUGGGAUAAACUAGUGGUGGUCGAGGAGAAGGAGGCCGAAAGGGAAGCCAGGAAAGUCAGUAAGAACAUUGACAGGGCCUUGAAGGAGCUCAAGCGGGAAUAUAAACAGACGCAUCGGUUGCUGCUCUUAGGGGCUGGCGAAUCGGGCAAAAGCACUAUCGUGAAGCAGAUGAGAAUUCUUCACGUCAACGGAUUCAACGCAGAAGAAAAGAAACAGAAAAUUCAAGACAUUCGUAAAAAUGUGAAGGAUGCCAUCGUGACUAUAGUGUCGGCAAUGAGCACUUUAAUACCACCCGUUCCGCUGGCUAAUCCGGAGGACCAGUUCAGGAUCGACUACAUCAAGAGCAUAGCGCCGCUCUCUGAUUUCGACUACACGCAGGAGUUUUUCGACCACGCAAAGAAACUCUGGCAGGAUGACGGAGUGAAGGCGUGUUACGAGCGCUCCAACGAAUAUCAGCUCAUCGACUGCGCGCAUUAUUUUCUGGAUCGGAUCGAUGCAGUGAGACAGAGCGACUACACUCCAACAGAUCAGGAUUUGCUACGCUGCAGAGUUUUAACAUCAGGGAUUUUCGAGACGCGAUUUCAAGUUGACAAAGUCAACUUUCACAUGUUUGAUGUCGGGGGUCAGAGGGACGAAAGAAGGAAGUGGAUUCAGUGUUUUAAUGAUGUCACGGCGAUCAUCUUUGUGGUCGCGAGCAGCAGCUAUAACAUGGUGAUUAGGGAAGACAACAACACAAACAGACUACGGGAGGCGCUCGACCUGUUUCGCAGUAUCUGGAACAACAGAUGGUUACGGACAAUAUCUGUCAUAUUGUUCCUCAACAAACAGGACAUGCUGGCAGAGAAAGUAUUAGCUGGAAAAUCCAAAAUUGAAGAUUAUUUCCCCGACUACGCUCGGUAUACCAUACCAGACAAAGUAAUUCCUGAGCCUGGAGAAGACCCCCGAGUGACAAGAGCCAAGUUUUUCAUCCGCGACGAGUUUCUGAGGAUCAGCACUGAGAGCGGAGAGGGCCGUCACUACUGUUACCCCCAUUUCACCUGUGCGGUGGACACGGAAAACAUCAGGCGGGUGUUCAACGACUGCAGAGACAUCAUCCAGCGGAUGCACCUGCGACAGUACGAACUCUUGUGAUGUCGCCGGGACCCGACCCGACCCGUCUCCAAACUCCCCCUGCCCCGCCUACACCGGCAGACCACGAAUACUACUGAUGUUUGGAAGACCACCCUUCUGUCCUCGAAUUGCUUUUUUGGGGUUUUAAACGGUUCUUUGAGUGGGUCGAGUUUUGGACGAGACUGGGAUUCUUCCCGGCGUUUUUCAGUUCUUUUCGAAUCUUUGUCGCCUUUAUUUUCGCCAUUCCACCCAGCCUCUGGCUACCUCCUUGCGUUUUACCCGAAUAAAAAUGAUAUCGUUGUGUAUAUACGUCCUGCCGCCUGACGGUUUAUGAAGAUCACCUCGUGACCUCCGGGAGCCCUAGUUUUGCACCCUGAACCUUGACCUUCUGACCUCUAAGGCUCUCUGCUGCUUUCCGUGUCCAGACACUGAAGAGCGCCCGCGGGGUGGGGGGGGGCAGGGGGUUGCCAGACGCUGGGACGAGGAGAUAAAGACCACGACAUGAAGUAACGCACUUUUCCAUCCAGCUUUGACAUUUUUCCUUUCACGAGAUGGACACAAUGUAGCAUCGCACCAUGAAUUUCUCUGUCCCGCUCACGUCCUCUUGAACAGGAAGGGGUGGAGCCGUCGUGACGCCGGGAAGCGGCUCUGGCAACAUAAAGACGAGCGCUUGUCCCCGGUUCUUGUUUCAGUUCUUAACUUGUACGGACUGUGCAAGGGUGACUUUUCUUUCCUGUACAGACUAUAAAAUGUUAUAUUAUUUUGUACAACUUUAUUGAAAGAGAGUAAAAAAAUCUACUUGUAGAUCUUUGUGCCUUGAUUAUGGCUGUACCUGUAAAUGAAGCUGAGAUCUGUUUUUUGACUGCGCUGUACAGCUUGAUGUCACCCCGUCAGCAGAAGGGACUGUGGAUGGGAACCUAAUCUGUAGAGUUUCGUUUCUUUUCCAUGCGGUCAUUUGUUUAUCUGCUUUGUUUAUAUAAAACGACAAAAAGUUCUUUAUUACAAAAAAUAAUAAAUAUAGGAACAGAAAAUCCUAAAAGCCUGUAUACAUUAUGCAAAUCGACCCCUUACUUGCGGUUAUGAUCAGACGGAACAGCACCACGCCUUUCUUUGUCUCUUUGUUUUGAUUUCAUUUGAAUUCUCAGCUUUAACAAAACAAAAAUGGAAGAAAAAAAAACAAGUUGAAGUGUCCAAAGUCACAACCUGGUGUUGUUUUCAGAGGAACCUUUUUGGAUAUGAAGUAUGUCUGCGAUAUAUAUAUUCACGUUUGUGUGUGCGUGCGUGUGUGUGCGUGUGUGUACACGUACAGGAGACAAACAUUGAGCCACAGACGCAUGACAUUUGUAUGUUUCAUGUGCGCGAGCGUGUGGGUGCGUGAGCAAGAGUGCGUUGUGUGCACUCGUUUAUAAAUGUGUGUACAUGUAAAUUUAUAGGUCUAUAUAAAUAUAUAUGUACAAUUCUACAUGUUUAAUUAUGUGUGUGUUGGUGUGUACAUACCUUCGUGUGUAUACAGUGAGGAUGUGUACUUACACACAUAGGUAAGCAUGUCCAGAGUGAUAUGAAUAAAUGAGAGUGCAAUAUUGAA